ACCCUGGGUGAGGAAAGAGAGGGGGACAGAGUGUGACAAACCUGCUGGGACUUGUUAACAUGGGCCUGGAUCCUCAGAACAAACACUUGGGUGUUGGGGAAGAAAAUUCCCUAAUUUGUGAAACAGGAAACAGACAAACCAACCCCCUGGGCAGGGCUGGGAAAACUGACCAGACUUCCAGUGCUGAGCCCUCAGCCUGCUAGCCAGGGGCUGGUGUGACAUGGAAAGGGGGCACCCACCAGGGAGGUGUAGGGAAGAUGUCCCAGCCCCUCACAUCCAGCUGCUGGCAGUGGGGAGGGUGUUGGGUUCCUACCAUGGGGUUGUAUCAGCCCCUGGCUAGUAGGUGUGUGAUGGAUCUGCAGGCAGAGACAAGGGGUCUCUCUUUGUUCUCUCACCGUGGUGCCCCGGCUGCUCUCAGCAGUGUGGGGAUAGGACUCUGCCGACUGUUUCUCUCUCAGAGCUUCCAUUUGAUUGGCUGCUUUCCCCCAUGAAUAGUGGGGCUGUGAGUGGGGCAGCAGGUACUGAGUGUUGGACUCUUGCUCUUUCAGGGCCGGUGACCUUUGAGGAGGUGGCUGUGUAUUUCAACAGGGAAGAGGGGGCUCAGCUGGACCCCACUCGGAGAGCCCUUUACAGAGACAUCAUGCAGGAGAAGUAUGAGAAUGUGACCUCACUGGCAGGGUUUCCAGUUUCCAAACCCUCUGUGAUCUCCCAGCUGGAAGGAGGGGAAGAGCCGUGGGUCCUGGAUCUCCAGGAUUCAGAGGAAAGCGAGAUCCUGAGAAGUCCCUGGAUGGGUGAGGAAACAUUAAACCAACCCAGAAACUCAGGUGAUGGGGUGGUGAGGGAGAGCAAGGAGCAGAAUCCUCACCAGGAAGAUGCUUAGCUCGCCGAAACACAUGGGGAAUUACUGCGAAGAUCCAAAGGGAAUGUGUCCAGCCCCGUGAGCAGGGAAAAGCUGAUGAAAGUUACCACAGUCCAGAGAGAGAGCAGGGAAACCACUCAGAGGAGAGAGUGGAUCAACCUAUUAAUUGUCAGGGAACUCACAGGGACCUCAAGGAAACUAUAUCCCAGGAGAGAAUCCUCACGGAAGAGCGAGAGAAUACGUGUAGUGAGUGUGGGAAAAACUUCAAUUACCACUCAGCCCUUAUUCGACAUGAGAUAAUCCACACAAAAGAGAGACCCUACAAAUGCUGUGAGUGUGGGAAAAGCUUCAAUCGUACCUCUGCCCUUAGUAGGCAUCAGCAAAUACACAGAGGAGAGAGACCCUAUGAAUGCCGUGAGUGCAAGAAACGUUUCACUCGUUUCUCCUCCCCUAUCUCUCACCAGGGAGUCCACAUGGGAGAGAAACCCUAUGAAUGCAGUGAGUGCUGGAAAAGCUUCUCUCAGAACUCAACCCUUAUUACACGUUACAGAAUCCACACGGGGCAGAGACCCUACGAAUGGUGCGAGUGUGGGAAAAGCUUCACUUGUAGUUCAGGCCUUUCUAAACACCAGAGAAUCCGUAAAGGAGAUAAACUUCAUAAAAACCUUC
This is a messenger RNA of Gopherus evgoodei (Goodes thornscrub tortoise), 1528 nucleotides long. RefSeq names its product zinc finger protein 251-like. NCBI's taxonomy places the organism in Eukaryota, Metazoa, Chordata, Testudines, Testudinidae. Gene Ontology annotation, biological process: regulation of DNA-templated transcription. The record is from RefSeq and is a predicted model, not a curated record. Bases 488 to 880 code for a protein of 130 amino acids. The transcript is spliced from 3 exons.